Exophiala xenobiotica is the source of this 1170-nucleotide messenger RNA. RefSeq lists its product as uncharacterized. The coding region runs from base 1 to 1170 and encodes 389 amino acids. The transcript is spliced from 2 exons. The record is from RefSeq and is a predicted model, not a curated record. NCBI's taxonomy places the organism in Eukaryota, Fungi, Ascomycota, Eurotiomycetes, Chaetothyriales, Herpotrichiellaceae. Gene Ontology annotation, biological process: uroporphyrinogen III biosynthetic process. Gene Ontology annotation, molecular function: uroporphyrinogen-III synthase activity.
AUGUCGAAACCUUCUGUUAUCCCCGUGUUGCUCCUCAAAACUCGAUCCCUACCUCACGACGGCUACGAAGAGUACUUCUCUACACCGUCCUUCGCGGAUGGCGGAAGGCCAAUUUUCCAGCCUCAAUUUGUCCCCGUCCUGGAACAUUGGCCGAAUGCUAAGAGCUUGGCUGUGCUAGAGGACUUGUUGAAAAGUGGACACCUAGCGGACAAAUAUGGCGGAAUGAUCUUCACGAGUCAGAGGGCUGUUGAGGCUUGGGCUGACGUGGCCAAGAAGGUGGAACAAGAAGCCGGACGGAAUGAGGCCUACGGCACGGGGACUGCAGGUGUGACUACCUCAGACGGUAGCGAGGACGCAACAGAGGAUACCCCUUCCCAACUGGUCGAGGAUGACUUCUCAUUCCCGUUCUACACAGUCGGUCCAGCAACCUCGCGAGCGUUGAAGACCUUAAUAGACACAUCUUCAUCCUCAACCAACAAAGUGUCACCGCUAGCGCGCCUUCGUCCAGUCGUUCUAGGUGAGCAUACCGGCAACGGCGGCAGUCUCGCGGAGUACAUUCUCUCGCACUACAAUCAGCUUCAUGCGCGAAGGCAGUACACCUUCUAUGAAGCACCUCGAUUGCCCUUCACCCCGAUCCUUGGCCCGUCGCAAGGGGAAAGACUGGACAAGGAUGACAAUCGUAUACAGAAGAAAGCCCUACUUUUCCUGGUGGGCGAACAGCGGAGAGAUAUCAUUCCCAAGACGCUCAUGGAUGCGGAAGGGAAACUGGACCCGCAGAAGAGGAUACAGGUAGACGAGGUUGAAGUCUACAGAACGGUAACCAUGGACUCGUUUCAGGAUGAGUUUCAAAGAAAGAUAGACUCGAUCGCACGCCAAGGUUCGAGAUUCGUCGUAGUGGUAGUCUUUAGCCCGCAAGGCUGCGAGUCGAUGCUCCGGUCGCUUGGGUACAUUGACUACUCCAACGCCUUGACAGAGCGAGCGCGGAACAGAUGGACACCCGAAAUAUCUGAAGAUCGAUUGAAGCCCAUUAUUGUGACCAUCGGUCCGACAACGAGGGACCAUCUCAAGAACAAUUACGGCUUUGACGCAGAUAUAUGUGCCACGAAGCCCAGUCCGCAAGGAUUGGGAGACGGACUAGAUGAGUUUCUGCGCAGGAAAAGUCUGGUAUAA